GAGUCAGCUGGUUGGAAAGUGCAGGUUGAGAUCAGCGCAUGUGUGUGCGUGUUUGUGUUGGAUGUGUGCGAGUGUGAGUGUGCGUUUACGUGUGUGUACGUGUACAAGGAGAGCACGUCGGGGGAACAAGGUGAAGACAAUAGACCAGCGGGCAGAGUUUUUGGGGGGAAGCAGUUUGUGUAGAGAUCCAGACGAGGACAGUCGAAGCGCGCCGGGUGCUGCUCCGUCGUGCGCCCUGGACACGAUACUUGAGCUGCGUCCUGCACUUUGAUUACCGGUGCUGGUGAGACCAGAGGCUACUGACGAAACACCAUGGCCUUAGCGGGAUGCCCCGACUACUUCUUACAUCACUCAAACUACCAGGAAAACAUGGACCACACGUCCUCUCGCAGGCCUGAGGAGCUGAUUGUUCCAGGCUUUCAGCGCUCUGCCACUCAAAAUUUGCCACAUCACCAUGAUGAUGAUGUGGACCUGGAGCAGCUGGUGAAUGACAUGAACUCCUCCAUGGAGAGUGUUUACUCUACGCAGACAGACACGGCGCUGCUCCUGAACAAUGGCCACGUGCACGCUCCACACCACCACCACAUGCACCCUGCCUACCCGGGACACGGUCAGGCCCACCGUCGUCACACCCCGCCCCUGCACCCUUCCUCCCCAUCCAGGGAGAGGCUGCGGCACUCUCAGCCCAUGCACAUCCAGACUGUCAGGUGCCUGCAGGAAGCUCAGCAGUUGCGCCCAGCCUCCAUGCCGGCCAUCCCCAACCCUUUCCCUGAGCUCUGCAGCCCAGCGGGCUCCCCGGUUCUCAGCCCCAUACAGACCUCCGACAACCACAUAGUGAAGGUGUGGAGCGAGGAUGGGGCCGGUAAAGUGGUGGAGAUCCCUGCAGACAUGACGGCCAGAGACGUUUGCCAGCUCCUGGUCUACAAGAGCCACUGUCUGGAUGACAACACCUGGACACUGGUGGAGCACCAUCCCAUCCUUGGCCUUGAGAGAUGUCUGGAGGAUCAUGAGCUGGUGGUUCAGGUUCAAGCCUCCAUGAGCAGCGACAGUAAAUUCCUCUUCAGGAAGAACUAUGCCAAAUAUGAAUUCUUCAGGAACCCCCUGAACUUUUUUCCAGAGCAGAUGGUGGCUUGGUGUCAGGAGUCUGAUGGCUCAAUCCCUCAGUCACAGCUCUUACAGAACUUCUUGAACUCCAGCAGCUGUCCAGAGAUCCAGGGCUAUCUGCACUUGAAGGAGCCUGGACGCAAGUCCUGGAAGAAACUCUAUAUGUUUCUGCGACGCUCUGGGCUGUACUACUCUACUAAAGGAACAUCCAAGGAGCCCCGACACCUGCAGCUGCUCUCAGAUCUGGAGGACAGUAACAUUUUCACAAUAAUCACUGGCAGAAAACUCCACAAUGCUCCCACAGACUACCAGUUCUGCAUCAAGCCCAGUAAAGCAAGGAGUGACUGUAAGGAGCUAAAGAUGCUGUGUGCCGAGGACGAACAGAGCAGGACCUGCUGGAUGACUGCCUUCAGACUGCUCAAAUAUGGCAUAGUACUGUAUCAGAGCUACAACGUUCCCCAGCAGAGGAAGUCUAACCUCUCGCCUUUCUCGGCGCCUGUGCGGAGUGUUUCUGAGAAUUCCCUGGUCGCCAUGGACUUCUCUGGACGGACUGGUCGCGUCAUUGACAACCCCGUUGAGGCACAGAGCGCAGCCCUGGAGGAGGGACAGACCUGGAGGAAACGGAGCCAGCGUAUGAAUGUCCUGGGCAGUCCCAGCCCGCUGCACCCAUCCUCUCUUAGCACAGUGAUCCACAGGACACAGGUAUGGUUUCAUGGUCGCAUCAUGAGAGAGGAAGCCCACAAAAUGAUCCUACAACAAGGCCAAGUAGACGGGUUAUUCCUUUUGAGGGACAGUCAGAGCAAUCCCAAGGCGUUUGUGCUCACCUUGUGCCACCACCAGAAGAUCAAGCACUUCCAGAUCCUACCGUGUGAGGAGGACGGUCAGGUGUUCUUCAGCCUAGACGACGGCGCCACAAAGUUCACCGACCUGAUCCACCUGGUGGAGUUUUACCAGCUCAACAGAGGAGUGCUGCCCUGCAAGCUGAAACACCCCUGUACCGCCGUGGCCUUGUGACACUCCACGUCCCUAACACCUCCACCCCCUUUUUGCACACCUCUCACCCUGAGAUCCCUACCCCCAUCUGCCCCUCCCUCACCAACGCAAUGAGGUUGAGGAGAAAGAGAAAAGUUGAGUCAAGUUUGGGGGAUGCGAAUAUGUCAGUAGGAGCCUGCGUUGGUGGUUUGAUUUCCCCAACCCGCCCGUGCUUUUCUCCGCCUGACAUCUUGUUUGGAUGUUUGAAUAGGAACCGUUCGGACAGUUGAAGCUUUGCAGAUUGUGGCCAACUCCAGCGACGUUGAUAUGGAGACUUGUUUUAUCAUUGCAGUUUACCCCUGGAGACAGACCAUGUGUUGUGAAAACACUAGACGGCUAAGAUCUGUUCAGCAGGAGUGCUGCAGGUCUCCCGGUUGGAUCCCUUCCUCAGAGUCCCCCGUCCCUCACCUAUCAAAUCCCCCAGGCCUGAUAAGCUGUGGCGGGGAGCGCCACCCUCUGACUUCCUCAUCGAUCAUCAGGGAUGGACGGGAACCUCUAUGGGUCUUAUCAAACUCGAUCCAGGAGUUUUCUCAACCUGUGCAGUCCAGUCUGGAUAAGCUGACACCUUUCCACCCCCCGUCCCAAGCGGCCUCUCUGCUGUGUUGUCCCACAAUCCCCUGGUGCAACCCCGAUUCCCGCCUCUCCACCUCCACAGAAGCUCAGAGAAAGGUCGGGAGAGAAAAGAGAAGUAAAGGCAAGAUAAGCGGAGCAUUGGCGAGGGUUUGCUGAAAGGACAGAGGAAUGUUUAUCAGGAAGGUUGUAACAAGCCUCUCUUGUAGAGUUGAUUACUUGAUGUCAUUUUAAUGCUGUUUUAUUACUGUUGAUUAAAUGCAGAACUAGUUUUGCACUCCCGGGGAGACAGACGACAGCUGUUCCCUCUAGCUAAAUGAAGCUGCCUGCACUCUGUUUGUCAUCCUCCUCCUCCUCCUCCACCCCCCUUCUGAAAAGCAUGCAUGUGAAUUUCCACCAGUUCUGAUUGGAUUACAGUGGCGUGGGAGCAAAGACAGUCACGGGUGAUUAUGCAGUGCCUUUCAGACAGGUUUGAGAACAUCUUGGACCUCUGUGUGGUUUGAACCAACAUGACCAUGCUUUGGUUAAAAAAAAAAAAAAAAAAAGUGCUCCUGAAGCGGCUACAGCGUCUCAAGACCAUGAGGAAGAGGAGGAAGACUGUUAAAUAGACUCCCCCACCCCCAAGCUUCUGCCAUUUCAGUCUUUUUUUUAAUCAAAAGGGUUAAAUUUGUUGGUGAAUUUGUCUUUGAAUGUCAUUAUCUUUUCCCAAGUAAACUCAUAGCUUGCACAUUUUAAUUAUCUUGAUUUGAUAUUGAUAGGUUGGAGCUGUCAUGUUCGGAUUCUGACCACUGUUCCUUCUCUCCAGAAAAGACAAAUGAACAAAAGCACUCAGUUUUUCUUCUUCCUCGUUUUAAUAUGGAAUUGAACAAAUGACUUGAAAUGUGAACUCAGUUGACUGUACGUCAACACAGUUUAAUGAGAUUCACUCGCCUUGAGAGAAAAUUGUGAGCCUUGUGUAUGAAAUCUAAGCUAUAUGAAAAUGCACAUACAGUAACACAUUUCAGAUUUUUAACAGGAUGGAGUAACAUCAAGAUUUAGAUUAUGUUCAGUGGAUAGUUUAACCUUUUUGGAAAUAAUCAGAUUCAAUUUCUUGUUGAGAGUUAGAUGGGAAGAUCGAUACCACUCGUGGCUAAUAUGAAGCCGCCGUUAGUUAGCUUAGCUUAGCAUAAAGACUGGAAACGGUAAACAGCUAGCCUGGCUUUGUCUAAGGGUAACAAAAUCCUUUUACAAGCAACUCUAAUGCUUUCUAAUUAACACGUUAUAUCUUGUAAAAAAACGACAGUUUGUGGUUAUGUGCUGGACAAGUGCAGUGGCUUUCAAAGCCAAGCUAACCAGCUGAUGGCUGUACAGUAGUGUCAUAUUUAUGGAUCUCACCACAAUGGAAAAUAGUCUUGACUAUUAUGUUAUCCUUGAAAUCUUGACAUAUGAGAGACCUGGGGUCCUCUCUCUCUCAUUGUGUCAAAUAAACAGAACUAAAGACACGACAGUGGUAUCAAUCCUCUCAACUCUUGUCAAAAAAGCAAACAAGUAUGUUUCCCAAAAUGUCGACCUGUUUCUUAGAAGUAAAAAUUCACUUGAACACGCUUCAGAAAAUGAGUAGUGGUGAUGCUGCCUUGCAUUUCUGGGCCUAUUUUCCUGUUGGGUGCUGUAUUUAACUUCUUUCUGCAGAAAACUGGCUAAAAUGUAACAUCAUGUCCAGAUAUUUCCAGAAGAUGCUUUGGAGUUUGCUAGCAUCAGUGGUGAACAUCAGGUUGUGGUGUCAGUCGCUCACAAUCAAACACUUUGUCCAGCAAUUAUCGAGGAGAAAUUCCUGAUAACUGAGGUAGAGGAAUUCCACACCAGCAGUAGCCUCAGUAGACCAGAAUGCCUUGCUGCCAUUAGGCGAGUUGUCGGUAAGAAGCUAUACCAAGUGUUCAUAAAUUAUUUAAGAGCUGAAAUGAUUAAUUGAUUAAUCAACAGAAAAUUUAUUGGCAAUUAAUUUGGAUAAUCAAUAAUAAUUUUUUUGCGAAAUGUUAUAGUUCCAACUUGUGAGCAUAUACUGCUUUUGCUUUUCUUACAUUAUAGUAAAUUAAAUAUCUUUGGGUUUUGGACUGAUGGUCAGACAAAAAACCUUGGCCACCUUGGUAUCUAGGACAAUGUGAUGACAUUUUUCAUAAUUUUCUGCCAUUUUAUAGACCAAACGAUUCAUCGAUUAAUCAAGAAUAUCAAAUGUAUCACAGUUUGGCUAGCUAGCUAAAUUCUAUUUCUAGUGGUUGGUGAUGCGUUUUCGGGGAGAUGGAAUGAAAAGGAGAUGAGGCAUGUACACUAGGCAAAGUUGGUCCACCAAAAUAGUAGAGCAACACUAAAUCACUAAACAUAUCUAACUUAAAGACAUCGUGCAGGAUUAGAACAAGUCCAGCGUUGGUGCCCCUAGUGGUGGCAUAAAUAACAAAGCAUAAAAAGUGUCUUUAACAGAUCAUCAGAGUGGAUUCUUUCUCUCUAAAUUUGUUUCUGAUUGCUGUGUUGUUGUUAAAGGAAAGUGAGGACCAAUGUUUGUAGGAAUAUAUAACAGGAAAAGAGGUUAGAGACAUUUUUAAGUCCUUUUGUCUUUUCCUGCCUAACACCUUCUUAGCCUCGCCCUACAUCCCUCCGGCCCUCACCUGCACCUCCUCUCCAUCUUGUGCCAGAUUCCCAGUGAACAGGGUUAGCGCGAGGCCAUCAGACUCCCUGCCAGGCUAACUAAACUCUCUCCAAGUACUGUCAUUCACUCACAAACCACUGCCACAGUUCGACUAAUCGCGUGACUUGAUUGACUCACCAGCUCUGCGCUCUACCAAUCAGGCCUUUCUAGUCAGCCAGGGCAGACUCUUUCCAGGAAUUGGAUAAUGCUUGAACUCCCCGCCCCCUUUUCCCACCUAUGUCCAGCCUGUAAGCUAUGACCGUGUGUGUGUGUGGCCAGACUGUUAUAUUCACUAUUCAGGAUUGCUAAGUUUGUUGGUUAUCAUAACUUGCCUUUUAGAGACAGUAAGAGAAAGGUUGCUUGUCAAGCUAAGCCGUGGAUUUAGAGGAGACAGGAGUUUGGCUGGAGGAAUCCCAGCAUUCCCAAUCCUCCAUUGAGGUUAUUUCCUGUUUGUCAGAGAGGGACAUGAAGCCACAUCGCUAUGGGUCAGCGGGGACGAACCACCGUUCUCUCCUCCUCCCACCAUUUUUAAUCACUGUGCAACAAUGCAAUCCUAUACACAAGCCCAAGUAUAUGAAUAUACCAGUAAACAGUAUAAUUUUUUUUUAAGUAUGUGAAGCUAUGGAGAAGACGUAGCUCUAACACUGUACCUAGGUCACAGAUCACUAUGUAUGGGGCGUUAUGCUUUUGCUCAUAACUCCGUGUAAAAUGAAGAAUGAUUUAUUUUGUCCAUUUUUUUUUCUCCAUUAUUUGAUUGUGUGUAUAUUGACAUUACUGUGUAUUUUCUUUGGUUUGCCACAAAAUUACCUUUUUUAUAUAUUAAAAAAAGAAUAUACCACAGUAUAUACAGUAUUAAAUUAAGCUGUUUUUUUUUAUUUUAAGAAAUCAAACUGGAUUUUUGGCGUGUGUCAAAUUUCUGAACUUCCGUUGCGUGUAUAAGCUGACAGGCUGACAGUCUUCAACUCUGCCAGCGUCCAACUCUGAUGCCAUUUUGUUUUACAGUCACAUCUUUUGAAUAUCCCCCUCUGUCUGUCUGCCCCAUCUGAUUCCACUCUUUCACUUUCAGUUUCAAGGCAGUAAAUGUUUGGAUAUUAUAUGCACACACACACACAUAAACACGUGCCAGUGGUUUUUCAUUAAGAGCGCGCGUGCACGCACACACACACACACACACACACACACACACACACACACACACACCGACAGUAACCCUUGGGGAUAUUCUUAGCAGCUUUUCUAUACCUUUCAUCACAACUAGUGCAAUUAUACUCUGUAGCUCAAAAAGGCUGUGCAUUUCAUUAUGUCCAUUUACUCUGAUUUUUAAGGUGCAUAACAACUCUUUUUAAAUUCUUUCUCUUAACUAAGCCUAUUCUUGCAGCAGGUGCCUCUUGUUUGUGAACAGUAUCAAGUCCUUAGUUGCCAUCCGUCCACUCACUGCAUUCAUUUACAGUUAGCUGUAACUGUGAAACAUAAUCCUACUGGAAUGAAAUCCUAAUAUCAGGUCAACAUCGCAUACAAGUCCCAUCGACAUUGGUGACUAACAGUGUAAGUGCAAGUGAAGCUGACUCAGUGUUGGUUGAGUUUUAUUUUGGGGUUGAAGUCAUCAUAAGCUGACGUCAAAUAAACAUUUCAGGGAAAGAAAAAAGGAGCAAAUGAACCGUAAUAAUUUUUUCAGAUAACCCCACUGUGCUUUGCUUCAUUCUGUCUGUACGGCUCUGGAUCUACAUUGUAUCCUGUUCAGGUAUUUUUGUACAAAUAAGGGACUGAUAUAUUCUCUGUUUAUUGGAAAUUAGAAUAAAAGACGACAUUGCUAUAAACCAAAAA
Messenger RNA from Micropterus dolomieu (smallmouth bass), 7189 nucleotides. Its product is annotated as growth factor receptor-bound protein 10-like. Gene Ontology annotation, biological process: negative regulation of Wnt signaling pathway; insulin receptor signaling pathway; negative regulation of insulin receptor signaling pathway. The record is from RefSeq and is a predicted model, not a curated record. The coding region runs from base 313 to 2118 and encodes 601 amino acids. Lineage: Eukaryota; Metazoa; Chordata; Actinopteri; Centrarchiformes; Centrarchidae. The transcript is spliced from 17 exons. Gene Ontology annotation, molecular function: insulin receptor binding.